Sinocyclocheilus rhinocerous is the source of this 6032-nucleotide messenger RNA. RefSeq names its product centromere protein F-like. Lineage: Eukaryota; Metazoa; Chordata; Actinopteri; Cypriniformes; Cyprinidae. The coding region runs from base 336 to 5294 and encodes 1652 amino acids. Gene Ontology annotation, cellular component: nucleus; spindle pole; chromosome, centromeric region. The record is from RefSeq and is a predicted model, not a curated record. Gene Ontology annotation, biological process: metaphase chromosome alignment; regulation of G2/M transition of mitotic cell cycle; mitotic cell cycle. Gene Ontology annotation, molecular function: microtubule binding; dynein complex binding. The transcript is spliced from 18 exons.
UUCUGGUUACCUCUCAAGGCCCCGCCUCUUUGGGAACGUCACGGACCCUUCGCACGCCUCUCGUCAAAUCAAGUUCUGAGGGGCUCGAGACACAGCAACCGCGUGCGCUCGGGUUUGACUUAAAAUAACGACUAACGUUAUCUGUUAACGUUAAACGGUCAAACGCCUCACAUGUAACACAUAUACAUAUCGGAUGUAUUAUAUUAACAGCCACGUAAACGAGGUUUAAGACGUCAAGUUCGCUGUGUUUUAAAAAGAUCAACAUAUCAGAAGUCCCGCACUGGAAGAUGAGCAGCCGAGCUUUCUGAAGCAUCAGUCUGUAAGCAUCUGCUGCGAUGAGCUGGGCCGGAGACGACUGGACCGUGGGUCUGACGGGUCAUGUCCUACAGAAGGUUCAGCAGCUUCAGGCUCAGAAUGAGAAACUGGGCAAGGAAAAACAGCAGAGGCAACUGCAGCUGGACAACUCUGAAGCAGCUCUGCACAAACAGAAGCAGAAGUAUGAGGAGGUGCGUGUGGAGCUGGCCACAGUCCAGAGGGAGCUGGGAGGAGUGCGUGAAGUGGUGCAGGUGGAGGUGCGGGCCAGAGAGCAUCUGUCUCAUGACCUGCAGGUCAAAACAGGUCAGGUGCACUCGUUGGAGGGACAACUCGAGUCUGCCAGAAAGCUGACACAAAACCUCUCGCAGGAGAUCAAACGGCUUGAGGCGGAGCUGGAAAAGCAGCAGAAGGGAAAUGGCUCUGGGGAAUCCAUGUUGUUUUCCACACCUUGUUGGAACAUGAGCUCUCCCUGGGACAACAACGGUGGUUUCAGAGUGGAGAGUGAAAGCAAAACACAGCAUGCCAGACAGCAGCUGCAGUUUGGAGACGUCCCCAAGCCAUCAGCGGGCGGGGCUUCCUCCCCGUUUCCACAGCAACCUCAUAAAUCCCCACCCCUUCUGCAACACAUCCGUCAAUCGGAACCGUCCACCCCCUCCUCUUUGUUUCCAUGGGAACGUGAGGAUUUGUGGUCCACUCCCAAAGUACGACCAGCUUCCUCGGUUUCAUCCAGUGAUGUCAUAAUCAAGAACAGUGACUCAGGGAUGGAGGAAGCCUUGAGGAAUGAGAUAGAUGAGGUGCGUGUGCGUGUGUCAGAUCUACAGCGUGAGGCACAGCUGGAGUCUGAGCGCUUGAGGGACGUGGAGUCUCGUCUGGCUCAGGCUAACCGAGAGAUCAGCACCAAAGAACAGAGCCUGAUGCGCACACAAGACCAGCUGACCCGUGCACAGACCCACAUCACACAAGAGACUGACCGAGCCCAGGCUUCUGAGCAGAAAGUCAAGCACCUUCAGGAGGAGCUGAAGUGUCAAAGGCAGAAUGCUGAAACCAGCCGCUGUAACGCAGAGCAGCGCAGGAAAGACAUGGAGAGAGAACAUCAGAGGGAGCUGUUGGAGCUGCAGAGAGAGAGACAGGCUCAGGAGAGACAACACCAGCAGGAGAGCAACAGACUCAACCAGGAGAUCCAGCAGGCCAGAACACUUCACAACACGCUGCAGGCUCAGCAUGACAAGGUGUGUUUGCAGAAGCAGAGUUUGGAGAGAGAUCUAGAGGAUGUGAGAGGAAAACUGAAGAACACAGAGUCUGACCUAAAAGACAGUCAGAAGAGAGAGACACAGACGGAGGCCAAACUCACGGAGGCGCUGAGGGAUUGUGAGAGUCUUACUGUGUCUCUGGGGCAGACUAAGAAACAGGAGAAAGCUCUACAGGAAGAAGUAAAGCGGUUGACUGAAGAGCUUGCCGAGUCCCUCAGGCUUAUUAAAGAACUGCAGGCUCAGCUGGCUGCUCCUCCAGCUGUGGCCGCUCCUCACUUCAGCUCUGCAGGAGACUGCUUCUCUCCCUCCGUUUCCCUCCAUCAUGACCGCUCUCCUCCUAACAACCACUCCUCACAGAGAAAGAAAGCCCCUAAAACAGGACGAACAAGAGAAGAGGAGAGAAUGAAGUACCCCUCCGGCAGAGAGCCAGGAGAGGGCAUCGACUCGGAGCACAUUGGAAAAUUUGAGUCUGAGGAAUCACAGAAAUUGAAAGGAAAAGGAAUCCGAACGCAUCCAAGUGACUCUCUGAGAUUGAGUGAGACUGAUGUAGAGACCACAGUGACAGAACAAGACACCGGUAUUGAAGACGUGGACACGGACUCGUUCACAUCUGAGUCAACCAGCGGCACAAUUCCUAAAAGUGAAUCGGACAUCUCUUGCAGCCUACAGGUAGAUGACACAUCAGGCAAAACAGAAAAAUGUGACUCUGCACCUCUAAAAGAUCUGAAGAAAGAGAACAUGGAGCUUCGCGAUGAACUUAGAGAUCUGAAAUAUGAGCUUCAGAAGCGACUUGAAGACCUCGAAACCCAGAGAAGAGCGGAAUCCGAGGCUAGGACCAAACUGAAACAGUUGAGUCGGAAACACUCGACACAGACAGAGCAGCAAUGCGCCAAAGCUCUUGAGCUCAAAGACAGCGUGACAAAACUGGAAGCCCAGCUGGAGCAAGAGAAGAAAGAGAGCACAAAACUGAGAGAAAAUCUUCAUGCGCUAGAAAGAGAAGCUGAAAAGGGGCUGGAAGAGAUAAAGAGAGACCAGGAAGAAGAUACCCAGCUGAAGAACGUCUUGGCUGAGAUGGAGCGAAAGGAGACUUGCAUGGAGGAAGAAAUGACACGAAUGAAAAAGGACUUGCAAGACCUUCAGCUCAAGCUUGCACAGGAAUGGGAGGAAAGAGAGAGGGAGAGAGAAGAGGUAAGGAAGCAGAUCAGAAAAGAGGAAGUGGAAGGACUAAAGAUUGUACAGCUUCAAGAAGAGCUGGACAAUCUUAGAAAAUCUCAGAGUUUGAAAGAGAAGAUAUCAAAAGACAAUCUUCCCGUCACAUAUUUACAAAUAGAACACCAUCCAAACACUGAUAAGAAUCCUGCUGUUACAGAAAACAAAGACUUGGUUUCUUCUCCUGACAGUCAAGAGUCCAUCUGUGACUCUGUGAACCUUCAGAACACAGUGGUCUGCAAAGAAACCAGAACAGUGGAGCUGAUUAUGGAUCUUGGAGCACAAACUAAACCAACAGAGGACAAGACCUCUGUCGCAGAGAUAGGCAGGACUCAAACAUUGAGUAAAAGUGCCUCAGAUUUGGACAGCACUACUGUUUUAGUUUUAGAGGUGGAGCGCCUGAGGGCAGCGCGAGACCAAGAAUCAGAGAAGGCGAAACUAGCUCAAGGAAAGCUGGAGGACCUACAGAAGCAAGUGACCACUCAGACCAAGCACCUUACCCAAGCUUUUGAAAGCCAGAGCAAGCACAUUGAGAACCUGUUGAAAGAGUUACACGACAAAGACUGCGCCCUCCAGAAGCAGAGCGAGGAAUUGCAAAAAUGUCAAGAGCAAAUCUGUCUUCUUGAAGAAAAACACACUAGGAUGAGCAUCGCCCCCAAUGAGGUCUCUACGCCUCCUGAACUGUCUACAGAGAUCUCAAGAGAACUAAGCUGUGAUUCGGUCUUCAGCAAUACAAGCAUAAGCGACCAUGAAAUGUUUAGUGAUGACACACAACCGAUUUUGAAGGAGAAGUUCUCACGGCCUACUGUACAUCUUCCUGUUAGUCAAAACACUGACCAAACCAACACUAGUAAGAUAUCUGAUAAGCUACAAGUGACUGAAGCUAUCAAGCCACAUGAAUUAUGUCUCGCUUCAGACGUACAUUGUGGAAAUGCUCUGAAUUCUAGUGCUGUUUCGGAAGCACCUGGACUUUCUGAGGUAAUAGAUGAGAACGCAACUUCUCUCUUGCAAGAUGAGCAGCUGGACUUUCUGAACUUCCAAAAUCAUGUUCCACAACAUUCCACAGGUGAUCUCAAAGAGCUAGAAUCCAUAUUCAAAACCAUUUUCACUUUCAAAAACUCCUUUAUUUGCAAAGAUGUACAGUACAUUAAGGUCAUGUUAAUUUUAUUCUUUUUGAUUCUUAUUCUCUGUGUCCUCCAGAUCCAGGCAUUACAAGAGCAAAUCCAGCACCUCUCUGAGCAGAACAGGAAACAAGCUGAAGAACUAGAACUCUGGAAGUUCUCGGAAGAAACAGUGGGCAACAACUCGCCCUCCAUCGUGCUAAAAGAGUUCGAGCUGUACCUCCCCUGCAGUCCAAGAAAGCUGCACACGCAGUCCCAAAUGACAAGAACCAAGAUGCUCCAGUGCACUGUCAGAGAUAUGACACAUCGGUCCGGAUUAGUCGACAUGAAUGACCAGACCAACUUAGGGGAGCAUGUGUCACCUGAAACACAAAUGACACACGAUGUGAGAGAAUCUCAAGGACCUGUUGAGGAUCUUACAACUGGAAAUGAGAAUGUAAUGACCAAAGAACAUGCUGAAUACAGAUGUGAAAGCAGCUCUUUUAACUACAAAAGCCACAAAAGCCCUCCUGUCUGGGUCUCAGAUAUAAUGAGUAGUAAUACUAAAGACAAGCUGUCACCUCCACAGACCAAACCAACAGAUUACAGUAAUUCAGAUUCUCAGCCGAUUGCCUCAGUGUCUCCCGAGGAUCAGACCAAGGUAGCAGAUGCUAGUGCGGACAGCCAGAAAGAUGCCUUAAUCAGUGUUUCCAUCACAACCAAAUAUCAGACCGAGGUAAUCAAGUCAAAUCCAUUCACAGAGUCCUAUGGGACUACAGACUCCCAGAAUUCUGAUGUGUUAUGCACUGAUCAUAAUGAGAUUGAAACCAUGGAAACUGUUGAUUUGGAUAAACAAGGACAUUGUCAUGGAGAAACAACAGAUGAAAAGAACAAACAUGUGGAAAAACCAAUCAAGAAUGAAUCUGCACAGUGCCAAAUGGUAGAGGUCAGGAAGGUCAGAACAGAGGUGAUGAGUGUAUCCACUCAGACAGAGGAGAGCCAAGAGCUCAUUUUGGGGGACAAACAGCCACCCGUCCAUGCCUGCACCCAAAAAGAUGGAGAUCAGCUGGAGACGGUGCAAGAUAAAGGCGAUAAAGAGCCUGCAGACUCACCGCCCCUCUCUCUGACCCCACAGUCUGUUACAAACCAACUGCUGUUAUCCAGCAUGUUCCCCAUGAAUAACCCAGCUCACCUUGCUGAACGCAUCCGGCAAAACCGCAGCCGCAUGUCUGCCGCUUACGACGAGACCGAAUACGAACCAUAUGGCCUGCCAGAGGUUGUUAUGAAAGGAUUUGCUGACAUUCCCAGCGGGCCCGCUUGUCCAUACGUCCUGCGUAGGGGGCUUCUGGGAACUGAUGCAAUGCCCCUCCCACGCAGAGAAGCCACGCCCCAGGAGGAAGAUGAUGACAUCGAGCCAUAAUACUCAUACACACCUGAUAUCUCCCAUAGGUUUCCAUGCUGAAGGAAUUUCACUGCCUCUUUAAUCCUAAUGUACGUGUCAAGGGUGUCUUCUGCUCACCAUGACACUUGAGAGGAUCUGAGCGCUGCCUGUGUUAUGUGAUGUAGAAUUUAAAGACAUUGAAGUUUUGUGAUCUUUUUUUUCCUGAUAGUUCUCAUAGCUGAAAAGCAAUGCCUUAUUGUGCAUAUUAAAGUUGUAUAGUUUUGAGUGUUGGAGCCUUUUAUAAUUUAGCUUUGAAAUACCAAUGUAACAUAUUUUUGUUUGCGUAGAGGUGUUGUUAGCCCCUGUUUUAUGAGACUUGAAUUUUGUGAAUAGUCUUAUUUAUUGGUAGACGCGUCCUGAAGACUUGCCUUUGUGACUACUGCAAGAGAGAGAGUGUGUGAGUGUGUGUUAUGACUCAGAUCAACCUGAGCCUGUUUCCGAUCCUUGUAUGGCGAUUCACUGUCAGGCUGUUUCUUUCUCUCUCUCUGUCAUCUAACAGCUUUAUAAUCCACAGUGGAGUAUUUAUAUCAUUGUCUGUUUGUAAUGAAGCAUUUGAGAAACUUGGAUACGUUUUUGAUUAGAUUAAUCUAUUUAUUUGAUUCACUGUCAUCUGUGUAUUUGUGUAUACUUUUGCUUGAAUGUGUUUCUUCUAAAUGUCAAAUGGUUUGUAGGAUUUUCAGUUUGGAAUAUUUACAUUUAUUAAACGUAAAUGAAAUC